GUCUUAGUUACUUAUGACUUCUCUGUCCAAAAGAUGGAAGAUAGGCUUCGCGUGUCAGUUGGAGUGAUGGGGAAUGUGGUUUCAAUAUUCUUUUAUGCUGCACCCAUAUUAACUUUUAAAAGGGUCAUAAGCAAGAAAAGCACAGAGGAGUUUUCUUGUUUUCCUUACAUCAUUGCUCUACUGGUUAGCUUCAUUUAUACUUGGUAUGGCUUGCCUGUUGUAAGCUAUAAGUGGGAAAAUUUAUCCCUGGUCCCUGUUAAUGGCGUAGGUGUUCUUCUUGAAAUCUCCUACAUUCUCACAUAUUUCUGGUUCACUUCGGCUGGAGAGAAGAAGAAGGUAGCUAUGAUGACAGUACCUGUAAUUCUUGUUAUCUGCAUCACCGCAACAAUAUCAGCUUUCAUUUUCCACGAUCACCAUCACCGCAAGCUGUUCGUUGGGAGUGUUGGACUCUUAUCCUCGGCGACAUUGUAUGCGUCGCCUUUGGUUGCCGUGAAGCAAGUAAUACAAACGAAAAGCGUGGAGUUUAUGCCAUUCUACUUGUCAUUUUUGGCAUUCCUAACAAGUUCGUCUUGGUUGGCCUAUGCACUGCUGAGCCAUGAUCUCGUUCUUGCGUCUCCUAAUCUGAUCGGCACAUCUUUAGCGAUUCUCCAGCUUGUGCUUUACUUUAAGUACAGGAACAAGGGAAUUGUGGAAGAACCCCACAAAUCAGAUGCAGAAUGGUGCGUAUACCAGGUCCCAAGCCCGAUUCACACAACUCCACGAGCAUUGGCGUUCGAAGGUAGCCCAACCAGUGUCCAUCGACUUAUGGUUGGAGGAUGAUAUCAGUGGGCCCAACUAGAUGUUGUUAGAUUUGCUUAUUCAGUAUUUAUCUAGAUAGAUUGUCAUUUAGAGUUUUAUCUUGCUAGAACUUUAGGCUGAUUAUCACUAUUGUUAGGUGAUCUUUAUCUUAGUUUCUUUAUCUCUUUGUGGGAGCCUAUUUAUAGGGGCUCUCAUCUUUUGUUUGCAAUCAUUCGAUUGAAUAAAAAUAUCAUUUCUUGAGUUGGCAUAGGUACAGGGAUACCCAGGUCUUGUUUCACCCUUGGGUACAAAGAUGCCCUUAGGUACAAAGAUACCUAGGGUUUGCUACCAGUUCUACAUCACACAAAAGAAUGGUGAGGAAACCAAGUGACAGUUGCAGUCCAUGGAUGCUGAAGAUAACAUCGUCAAGAAUUGAAGCGAAUUGGUUACAUGAAGGUCUGUUUGGAUCCCUCUCUUUAUUAGCCGCGCCCCGAAGUAUGGGUUGCUGGGAGUCACAAUUCAACUAGAAGUCUCAAAAUAUAUGAAGGAUAGCUAAUGCAGUUUGCAAUUAUCUUGCAAUUCAUGUGUACAAUAAUGCGAUAAGAGCAAUGUAAGCUUUUCUGAGCACCCAACUAUAUAACAAAUCAUAAGCAGGAGGAGGAAUACAUCCAUUAGUAAAAGAGAUGCUUUGAAAAACUGAGGAUAAUCUGAUAUACAGAACAGAGUGAAAUAACACCAGAAACUUUGGAAGUAAA
Rhododendron vialii is the source of this 1532-nucleotide messenger RNA. Its product is annotated as bidirectional sugar transporter SWEET3-like. The coding region runs from base 34 to 819 and encodes 261 amino acids. The record is from RefSeq and is a predicted model, not a curated record. The transcript has 6 exons. Lineage: Eukaryota; Viridiplantae; Streptophyta; Magnoliopsida; Ericales; Ericaceae. Gene Ontology annotation, cellular component: membrane. Gene Ontology annotation, biological process: carbohydrate transport. Gene Ontology annotation, molecular function: sugar transmembrane transporter activity.